AUGGGUAAAUCAUCCGGUAAAGGAAAAGGAGGCAAGAAUAGAAGAAGAGGAAAGAAUGUCAACAGUGGACAAAAAAGAGAAUUAAUCUACAAAGAAGAGGGCCAAGAAUAUGCUCAAAUUACUAAGAUGUUAGGUAAUGGUAGAAUCGAAGUCAGUUGUUUCGAUGGGAUUAAAAGAAUGGGCCACAUCAGAGGAAAAUUGAGAAAGAAGGUGUGGAUGGGACAAGGUGAUAUUAUUUUGGUGUCGUUGAGAGAUUUCCAGGACGACCAAUGUGAUGUUGUCCACAAGUACAACUCUGAUGAAGCCAGAACCUUGAAGAAUGUUGGUGAAUUGCCUGAAAAUGCCAAGAUUAACGAAACCGAUACCUUUGGUGCUGAUGAUGACGAAGAGGUCAAUUUUGAAUUCGGUGGAGCCGACGAGGAUGAAUCUGAAGAGGAUGAAGAGUUGGAUAUUGAUGAUAUUUAA
This is a messenger RNA of Candida dubliniensis CD36, 465 nucleotides long. RefSeq names its product Tif11p (gene TIF11). Lineage: Eukaryota; Fungi; Ascomycota; Pichiomycetes; Serinales; Debaryomycetaceae. Gene Ontology annotation, biological process: translational initiation. Bases 1 to 465 code for a protein of 154 amino acids. The transcript has a single exon. Gene Ontology annotation, molecular function: RNA binding; translation initiation factor activity. Gene Ontology annotation, cellular component: cytoplasm. The record is from RefSeq and is a predicted model, not a curated record.